Messenger RNA from Cynoglossus semilaevis (tongue sole), 4372 nucleotides. Its product is annotated as poly(rC)-binding protein 3. The transcript has 13 exons. The coding region runs from base 1282 to 2586 and encodes 434 amino acids. The record is from RefSeq and is a predicted model, not a curated record. Gene Ontology annotation, molecular function: RNA binding. Lineage: Eukaryota; Metazoa; Chordata; Actinopteri; Pleuronectiformes; Cynoglossidae.
UCUCAGUAAUCACUCAUGUGUAAUCCCAUUUCAUGUGUAAUCCUUCCUAAUCUUGUUCUCACACAUGAAGGAGAUGAAAUUAGUCAUGACUGACGGCCAUGAAAUGCUUGAUUAUGGCGUGAGCCCUGAAGAGAAAGAGGUGACUGUCACAAACUUGGUCACCUGACAAGUCAAUAAGGUCACACCCGACCUAAUUCAAACCACAACUUUGUAGAACUUAUUUAUCGCCAUCUUCCCUUUUUCUUUCCAGGAAGUCAUUGAAUCUUUUUAAUCACAGAAAUAAUUUGGAAGUUUAAUUGAAAUCUUAGUUGAGAAGCAAAUGUAAUAUGGCCUGCUUAGAUGUCUGAUAGACGACCACGAGGCUCACAGCAGCCGUCAUUGUCUCUGUGCAAUGCACUGAAUAGUAAUUAAAUAUGCCACUUAUGCUUCACUGAUUCAUUUCCUUCACAUUUUGAAGCUCGGCUGAAUGCAUUUUUUUUUCGCUGCAGAAGGGCUGCAUUGUAUCCAGCAUGGCCUCAUUACUGGGGCAGAAGGGCUUGGUGUUGGGGGAGGGCGGAGGACAGAGGAGCACCCCACGAAGACAUUGUGCUUAACAUCACUAAAUAACUCAAAUGCCACAUUGUCCUUUACAACACUCAAUUAGUCCUGUUGCCUCCGCAAGGCAAUGAUUUCAUACGGGGAGAUGUAUUUUUAGAGAAAAACAAUCCUGGUUGCAGACAAGAAGCUGUGUGGAAAUCUAAUGAAGAACACAGCAGUCAUGUGGAGCUGUUAGACACAGAGCAACCUUGUUGCACAAAGCUUCUCUUCUCUUUCUCUAUGUGUUUUUGAAGACUGCAAAAGGAGAGACUUCAAUAUUGGUGUGUUUGUGUGUGUGUGGUGGUAGUGGCCAUAACUGUAUACUGGACAUUGUCCAGCCAAAGAACCUCAUUGCCCUGCCCUCGGGCCUCCUCCACUCAAGGAUCUCCAUGCAGAGGAACGCCUCAUUGGUGGCUGUGACGGGGAGAAUUAGGCAAGCGAUGUGGGCUCACUUGCCCUGCGUAGGGGCUUAUCGUGGGCUAAGCUGAAGGACUAAACGCAAAGCCAGCAUCCGCUCCAGCCGGUCUGAGGGCACAGAGAGCCAUCUGUCCACUCUGUGGAUGAUCAUCACAGGGGACAACGUUGAUGACGGACUACAGAGAGAAUCAACAUUCAAUUUGGAGAUAAGAAAAGAAGAAGAAGAAGAAGAGGAGCAGAUACUCUGCACGUAAGAGUGUCUUCUUAAAAGCUUGAAUAACACAGAAAAUGUCUGACAAGGAAGAAAUGGCCCUGGAUGGGAGUCUGAAUGUAACACUGACGCUGAGACUGCUUAUGCAUGGGAAGGAAGUUGGCAGCAUAAUUGGGAAGAAAGGAGAGACAGUGAAGAAAAUGAGGGAAGAGAGUGGGGCUCGCAUUAACAUAUCAGAGGGAUCAUCUCCUGAGAGGAUAGUCACCAUCACGGGACCUACAGAAAGCAUCUUCAGGGCUUUUUCCAUGAUCGCAGACAAGUUUGAAGAGGACAUUGCAGCAGCAAUGACUAACAGCAACGUGACAAGCAAACCACCCGUGACACUGCGUCUGGUUUUCCCUGGGAGUCAGUGCGGCUCCCUGAUUGGCAAAGGAGGCUCAAAGAUCAAAGAGAUCAGAGAGACCACGGGCGCUCAGGUUCAGGUGGCAGGAGACAUGCUGCCAGACUCCACAGAGAGGGCUGUCACCAUCUCCGGCACUCCCCAGGCCAUCACUCAGUGUGUGAGGCACAUCUGCUCUGUCAUGCUGGAGUCUCCACCCAAAGGAGCUACUAUUCCCUACCGUCCUAAAGCCAUACCUGCAGGAGCCCAUGCAGUUUUAGCGCCACAGCAUUCUGCUCAAGCCUUUGCAUUUCCAGGGCAGUAUGCAUUUGCACAUCAAGAUUUGACCAAGCUUCACCAGUUGGCUAUGCAGCAUAUCCCCCUCCCUUCCCUUGGGCAGAGCAACCCUACCUUCCCUGGAUUGGAAGCAUCUGCCCCAACAAGUUCACAAGAGCUGGCGAUACCUAAUGAUCUUAUUGGCUGCAUAAUUGGAAGACAAGGCAGCAAGAUCAAUGAGAUCCGCCAAGUCUCUGGAGCUCACAUCAAAAUUGCCAGUGCCACUGAUGGCUCCUCCAUGCGCCAAGUCACGAUCACGGGCUCUCCGGCCAGUAUCAGUGUGGCCCAGUACCUCAUCAGCGCCAGCUUAGAGAUGGCUAAACUCACCUUGCAGGCUGCUUCCUCAGCGACCCCAGUCGAUCUGAACAUGAGCUUCUCUCAGGCCACUUCUGCCGCCUCCUCUGCUGCUACCUCUAUGGCUGUCCUGGCGGCCUCAAACCCAGCCCAGACCACCAUUAACGUCCACUCACCUUCCACCUUACCAACCAUCCAAACCCCACACUAUGCUGUACCCAUUUCCAGCCUGCUUGGCAUGAAAACUCUCCCUGUCCUGGCCGUCCAUCCUGCUGCUGCUUCCAGCCUCGCUCAGGGUUUGUCGCCUUACACGGCGAAAAUGCCAACGUCUGGAGUCAAAAAAUCUGAGCGACAAAAGUUUGCCCCUUAUUAAGCUGGGCUCUAAUCUCAAAGCACUUUAGCUGAGGGCGGGACGCAAGUAAAAUAAAAAAUAGUUUGAAAAAAACUGCGAUUAAUAAAAGAAGUAAAAAUACCUCAACAACAGUUUGUACGUUUGCCCAACGGCGAUCCUCCCACCCCCUGGUUAAUAAGCUGCUGUUUUAAGAUUUGCAGUUUGCUCACUGCCUUCCUCAAAGCGCGUGGCUUUGAGGAAGAAGUUGGACAUUUGAUAAUAACAUCUUCCCAAUAUUGAGGGAGAAUCUGCAAAUAUUUUUCUUAAAAAACUAUUUGCUGUGUUUAUACAGUAGUUUGUCAUUCCCUUGGCGUACGAGUUGUUCCGAGGGAAAAUCUUCACCAGCAGGGGCAGUAAUGCAACCCGAAAAAUACCAGCUGCCAUUAACCCCUCUGUCCCCUCCAAAAGAUUGUGUGAUUAAAAUUUUGUAGCUUUUUUGUUAAAGGUGUACAGUGUGACAUAUCAGUGGGCACUCAGUGCUAUAGAAACGUACACAGGGAGCGAACGAGUCACGAUAUGGAACAUAUCUGUCAGGAGGUGUAUUUUAUUUGUCAACUGCUAGCCAUAAAACUAAAAGUAUUACUUGAGUCUGAAAGUGAAGGGAACAUGCUGUGUGUUGACUCACAUUAGCUCAGAUUUUAGUAUAUAUUUUUAAACUCAGGGUAAGUGGGCCAAAGGGUUUUAAUGACAUGCGUUCCACAAUCAUGACUUUUAUAAAAUUUAAAAGAUCUUAACCUAAGUAGUUUUUUUAUUAGUGUAGUAGUUACGUUAUCAGUGAUAAAAAUGUAAUUGUUUUGUUCACUUAGUGAACGGUGGACCCUAAACUAGUGAUAAAACUGUUUCUUAAAUAUAUUCAGCACAGCUCUUCCUGUCUUCCCUCACGCUGUAUUGAAGGCUACAAAACUCCUUUAUACAGUCUAUCGGUCAAACCUAAUUUGUUUUUACUUAAUUACUGUCAUUUAUUAAAAUGUCAGAAAACUGUUGACUGACCUUAAAAUUCAGGAAAAAUAAAUGGCAAGCAAAUAAUUGUUUAGAAAACAAGCAUUUAGCCAAUGUGCCCUCAUUAAUGAAAACCAGCGGCACAUUAACUCAGUAUUUCCUUACAAAGAAGUGACUUUAGGAAACUCAGGCUUACAUUUAGUUUGCACAUUUGUUUUUAGUUAAAUUGUGUUUUUCCUGGUAUUGUGUGGACUUCAGUUGAUAGGACAAAUGCAAACUUAUAAAUUGAGGUGUUCUUGUGGUAGAAGCUAACAGAGUUGUAGGAUUAGUGUGUGGUUUUUUUCUUUUCUUUUUUUUUUUUUUUAAUCAAAGAUGUGAACCAUGUCAAAUCUGCCACAUUUCCUGCUUUUCCCUCAACUGUAGGCUCUCCUCUGUGCAAACAAGCUUGGGUGUUCUGUAGUAGCGCUGCACUGUUGCAGUUGUGAUGGGAUUAUCCACAAAGCCACAAUGGAUUCCAGUGGAUUUAAACUCUGCGCUGUAAUCCUGUAGAGCGGGACUAGUGUUAAACAACACGUAUGUUGUUCCUGUAGGUAAAUGUAUUUCUUGUUUAUCCCAGAUCUGAACUGAUGGAAAGAUCCUCUGAUUAUGCAAAUGAGAAGUUAUUCAAUGUAAAGUAUUCAAUGCCUCGUGGAUGUGUUUCUGGUGUGGGUUUAAUGCCCGACAAUGCAAUGCCUGUUGUUGUUGCUGAUAAAAUGACAAUAAAAUAAUUCUGGUUGGAUUUGAUGUUUUGUUCUAUUCCUGUUGCGAUAAUAAAGAACAUUACGUUGAG